UUUCUUUAUUUAACAAAAUAAAUCAUCUGUUGUGGAUUUGCUGAAUAGAGAAGAAGAAGAUAUCAUAUUAUGAAACAUGAUUUUACAAAGAUUAGUGAACGUUCUCCUUGUGACGAAAGACUUCGGCUAUAAUAAAAGUGUACUAAGGAAAAUAGUGUUGACAAAAUAUCCUUUAUUAGCAGGCCACUCGAAAUGGGCGAAUAUAAAACAUAUCAAGGCAGAAAAAGAUGGGCAAAAAGCUAUGGCCUUUUUGAGAAUAGCUCGGCAGCUACGUCUCGCGAUUCAAGAAGGCGGUAGCGUAGAUCCAGUACUCAAUUCGAAAUUGCGAAACGUUAUUGAUGAUGCACUUCGAAAAAAUAUGCCGAUGUCAAGUAUCCAAAGUAGUAUUAAAAAGUGCCAGCAAAACAAAACGGAACUAAAGAGAUACCGCCUCGAUUUGCGUUUUAAGCAAAAAGUUUUCAUCGUUUUGAUUAUUUACACCGAUAAUUAUUCUGGUCUGAAACAGGAGAUUGCACCAAUAUUAAGAAAGUCCGGCGCUAUGGUCAUAGAUACGAAUAACUUGUUUGAAGAGUAUGGUCUUAUAGAAGCUACCGUCAGUGAGGAGCGUUUAGUUUCAUCAAAAAAUAUUGAGGAGUUAGCUACAGAAGAUGCCAUCGAAUGUGGAGCAGAAGAAGUUGAAGUCUCUGAUGCCGCUGCCGGGCUUGUUAAUUUUAUUUGCAGACCUGAAGAGUUGCUUUCCUUGCGGAAAUCGAUUGAAACAAAAAACUAUAUCAUCGAAAAUAUGGAACACAUCUAUACGCCCGUGAAAUAUGUGGAGUUGCCUUCAGAGGAGCAAGCGGGCUAUGAAAAGUUUCUUGCGAAGCUUCAUCAGAUUCCCGGAAUAGAAGAGAUUUAUGACAAUUUGUUGGAUACAAGAGAUUAAUAAAUUUAACAUAAAAAACUACUAUGAAAGAAAACAA
Glossina fuscipes is the source of this 959-nucleotide messenger RNA. RefSeq names its product probable transcriptional regulatory protein Pmob_0807. The transcript is spliced from 4 exons. Gene Ontology annotation, cellular component: mitochondrion. The coding region runs from base 77 to 922 and encodes 281 amino acids. NCBI's taxonomy places the organism in Eukaryota, Metazoa, Arthropoda, Insecta, Diptera, Glossinidae. The record is from RefSeq and is a predicted model, not a curated record.